Molecule: messenger RNA, 1976 nt
Organism: Gastrolobium bilobum
Lineage: Eukaryota; Viridiplantae; Streptophyta; Magnoliopsida; Fabales; Fabaceae
Exons: 7
Coding region: 365-1798 (477 amino acids)
Biological process (GO): chromatin remodeling
Cellular component (GO): Ino80 complex
Source: RefSeq, a predicted model, not a curated record
AUCAAGGCCUUGGAGUGCCCCUCCGGCCCGGGGUAGGCCGUAGUCCACCUUAUCCACUUCUCUCUCUCUCUCUCUCUGCGGGACUGACCCAUCGGAAUUAGAAAGAACUUCAUCUCCUUCAAUUGUUACCUGUUUCAGAGGGAAAAUCGUAAAUCGAGUAAAUACUAAAUCAAUUUUCGUGCCACACUUUGAACUCCGACUCUAUAUUACAGGUUCUCUUGAUUCUUUCAGAAGCAAAAGAGACACUUUAUGAGUUCUUUCCACCAUAUUUUUUUUUUAAGUAUUGAUACUGUUGCUAUUCUGAUAUGUCCUUGUCGUGCAAGCUGAUUUGCUGCCACCAAAGCUGCAAAAAGUUUUGUUAUUAAUGGAAAUCAUUGGUGGGUACGGGCUUGCUAUUGACUCCACUAUGAAGAGAAAAAGGACUAGGGUAUCACGCAGACCUCGGGCUAAUUCUGAUACACUAUUUCAGAGUUACUUUGAUCGGCUGUCACUUGUAGAACCUUUUGCAAAACAAGCUGACAAUGAAAAUGUGAGGGAUACAAUGGUUGCUUCUGAUAGAUUAGGAACUGACAACAAGCUGAAGAAGCUAAAGCUCAAGUUUGGGGGUGUUACUCAUACUAUUCAUGCCAAGUCAAAGACAGAAACAGGCUUCGACUGUGGUUCUUUUAUAACAAACUUUUCUCCUUGUUCUGAUGGGCCUAAGCCUCAGGAUGAGACAGAUGGUAUUGAUGCCUAUCUUUUGGAUAAGAGGAGAGGCCUUGGGGACAAAUUUCUUAAGCCCUCUAGAACCGAAUCUGGUUCUACAGCAGAGAAUCAUUCACAAAGAGGAAAGACAACUGGACAAAGUUUAAAUGUCAAUCAUGAGCAUGUCCGUAAGGGCAAGUGCAUUCCCAAGAGAUGUGCCUUGGACGUGGGAUCUAGUGAUGAAGAUAAUGAAGAUGCAGAACUUCACUUUCUUGAAACAUUGAAUGCCUCAAAAAGAGUUGUUAAUCGCCAUAAAGAUAACCGAGGAAGCACAGAAGAACAUGUCAUUUGUAAGGUUGCUGAGAGUAGUCAGAUUGAUGAUCUUAAAGACCUUUUAACACCAGGCUCAAUCAAAGAUGGUAAAAAGAAGUUGAACUCGAAGAAGAAAUAUGAGGAUGAUGACUAUGUGGAAGAAGACCCAACAUCAAGUGAUGAGUCACUAUCAGAGAGGAAGAAGCCAAAGAGGAAAAAUGUUGAUUUACUUGUACGUGGAAGGCAAUGUGCCCGCAUUAAUCGGAAUUGUACAGUUGACUCUUCCAAAGAUGCUUUAUCUGGAUCAGAUGCAAGCAUUAUUGACAUCUCAGAUAACAGGAUGAAGGGCAAAUCGUCAGAAAUGGAGCAGCAACUCAAGAAAGCUGAGGCUGCAAAGAGACGUAAAAUUCAAUCAGAGAAGGCAGCUAGGGAGGCUGAGGCGGCAGCCAUCAGGAAGAUACUUGGUCAAGAAUCUGGUAGGAAGAAGAAAGAGGAAAAGAUGAAUAAGCGCAGGGAUGAAUUAGCUAAGGAAAAAUCUAGCAAAUCCUUCAAUCUAGGAUCAAACACUGUUCGAUGGACUAUGGGUCCCAAAGGAACUGUUGUAACAUUUUCUGAAGAUAUUGGUCUACCAAGUAUCUUCCAAACGAUGCCUAACAGCUAUCCUCUGCCCAGAGAAAAAUGCGCAGGUCAAAACUGCACUAAUGUGUACAAGUAUCGAGAUUCCAAGUCAAAACUUCCCCUUUGCAGUCUUGGUUGUUACAGAGCAAUUCAUGAAAAGAUCCGACCUGUGGUUGCAUGCUAAUCCUUGUAAAUAAUAGAAGAUAGUUAUAAGAUUUGAUUUACAUACAUGAAAAAUUGAUAAAAAAAUGUACCGAUUAUGCUUUCCCGCCGUAAGCCACUUAAGGGCAUGUUUGGUGCAGAGCAUAGGAUAAAGCCUGAUAGUAUAAGGUCUGAUUGAAUUUUAAUACUAUUCAGCGUUU